Molecule: messenger RNA, 1019 nt
Organism: Westerdykella ornata
Lineage: Eukaryota; Fungi; Ascomycota; Dothideomycetes; Pleosporales; Sporormiaceae
Exons: 2
Cellular component (GO): nucleus
Molecular function (GO): nucleic acid binding
Source: RefSeq, a predicted model, not a curated record
GAAUGGCCAACGGGAAACAACAAAAGCGCCUUGCGCAGCAGAAAGAGAGGAUUGAACAAUUCAAACGUGCCCAACGCUAUUUAGGACUACGCCCUGAGAAUCCAGGUGUUCCUCCCCCAGUUGAUUGCUCGAACCCCCUGAGUCUCCCCUUUCAUCAAUCGGUGGUGUUUGUUAGCAUCGAUGUAGAAGCGUACGAGAAGGACCACUCCAAGAUCUUAGAGAUUGGCGUCGCAAUCCUGGAUACACGCAGCCUUCUUGAUACUCCGCCCGGCGUUGAUGGGGAGAACUGGCGAUCGAAGAUCCAGGCACGUCACUUUUUGAUCAAGGAGAACCAACAUUUGCGCAACUACGAAUUUGUCAGAGGAUGUCCCGAUCGCUUCGAGUUCGGAACUUCGACGACCAUCCCUUUGGAGGUAGCAGCUGCAGCAGUGGAGGGAUGUUUCUUGCCUCCAUUUGGCGGAUCGAUGGAGUUGAACGACGGCAUUGAACUCGAACAGCGGAAGGUGGUGCUCGUGGGCCACGACACACAGACUGAUAUGGAGUACCUCAAGAAGAUCGGGUUCGACGCACUGAGGCAGGACAGUGUCGUUGAUUGUCUCGACAGCGCCCUCCUCUACCGCACGUGGAGACAAGAUCCUCAAAUUACGUCUCUCGGCAAGGUACUGGCCGAUUUCGACAUCGUCGGCUGGAAUCUGCACAAUGCCGGCAACGAUGCGGUUUACACAAUGCAGGCAAUGCUUGCUGUGUGCGUGCGGGAGAGUACCAUCAGGGCUGCCGCACAAACUGAGGUUACGCUGGAACCCAAGGCGGCCGAGGAAGCUGAGGAAGAAGAGGAAGUUUGGCCUUGACUUAGUAGCAGGUCGCAGGUCUUCUGACAUGGAUAUGGUGGGUGUUCCGAAAAGCUGAGAGUGUAAGAAAGCUGCGGGAGUUCUGAGGUUAUGAUCGGACGUGGCGGACAUAACUUGGGUUCUGCUACUGUACAAUUUAACAAGAGGAUAAUAUUACACCUCCUAUACACA